GGUGGGAGGCACAUAAAGAAAGACAAAAAGGCAAGGGCAAACGUUUUCAGGAAGAAGCACUUUGGUUAAUUAAGUCAUUGAACCCGCUGCCCUCAGCAAAGAUGUCCGCUGCGGACGGCUUGGUAACCUGCAGGCGGAGCCAAUGAGCGCGAAGCUUGAGUUGAGGUGGGGUAGAAGCAGCCAAUCAGAACGGGGAUCUUUGGAAGACCACUGAGGCAAUUCUUAGGAAGAAAACAUGAAAGAGGGGGGGAAACGGCUUAAUAGUCGCGGAGUGGAGCAGAUGAAGUGCCGCGUUGUUUUCAGAGAUGUAGAGAGAAAGAACUGAAUGUCUCUUUAAUUAACCAGAGGGACCCAUGACCCUGACACGAGGAUCCUUCACCUAUUCCAACGGAGAGGAGUACCAUGGAGAGUGGAAAGAAGGUCUGCGUCACGGCCUGGGUCAGCUGAUCUUCAGCGACGGGACGUGCUUCACUGGACAGUUUGAGAACGGCCUGUUCAACGGCUGCGGCGUUCUGGUGUUUCCUGAUGGAUCCAGGUAUGAAGGUGAAUUUGUGCAGGGGAAGUUCCAGGGAGCCGGCGUUUUCACUCGCUUCGAUGGCAUGAAGUUUGAGGGCGAAUUUAAAGGCGGAUGUGUGGACGGCCACGGCCUGCUGACCUUUGCGGACGGCGGACGAGGCGGCAGCCAUGAGGGCCUGUUUGAGACCAACCAGCUGAAAAGAAGAGAGAGCAGCCAUGCAGCCGUUCAGAGAGCGCAGGCAGCGUCGGCCAAAGCCAGAGCUCUGGCCUUGUGACGUGGACCGGACCACCCACACCGACCCCUGGUACCGGGGUCGUCCUCCUCCCGUCAGUCUGACCUCCUCAAUACGUCUCUAAUGCUCCUUUGUUUCAUCGUGUCCCGCUUCUGCAAACGAGUCUGGGACAUAAUGUCCAACUUUAUCUUCUGGUUCAUUUGAACUGCCGGGUCGGUGACCCGCAGAGUUCUCUGGAAUAAUCAGGAUGGUAAAAUCUGCUCACACAGCCGCCGACUCAGGACCAGUACCGCCGAACACACGCUGUUCGACACACUGCUAAGUGCUAAAUCGGAUCCAGUGUUUGAUUAAAAAAAACUCUGGAUGUGACAUUAAAUACGGGCAUUUUUCAGGUAAUCCUGACAACAA
Molecule: messenger RNA, 1157 nt
Organism: Poecilia latipinna (sailfin molly)
Lineage: Eukaryota; Metazoa; Chordata; Actinopteri; Cyprinodontiformes; Poeciliidae
Product: MORN repeat-containing protein 4-like
Exons: 5
Coding region: 354-791 (145 amino acids)
Biological process (GO): response to axon injury
Cellular component (GO): cell projection
Source: RefSeq, a predicted model, not a curated record